Molecule: messenger RNA, 1824 nt
Organism: Lipotes vexillifer (Yangtze River dolphin)
Lineage: Eukaryota; Metazoa; Chordata; Mammalia; Artiodactyla; Lipotidae
Gene: DGKB
Product: diacylglycerol kinase beta
Exons: 20
Coding region: 31-1824 (597 amino acids)
Biological process (GO): signal transduction
Cellular component (GO): plasma membrane
Molecular function (GO): calcium ion binding; ATP-dependent diacylglycerol kinase activity
Source: RefSeq, a predicted model, not a curated record
UGGUAUGUAAGAAAUCUCCUCACCACCACCAUGACAAACCAGGAAAAAUGGGUCCAUCUCAGCCCCUCAGAAUUUUCCCAGCUACAGAAAUAUGCUGAAUAUUCUACAAAGAAAUUAAAAGACGUUCUUGAAGAAUUCCAUGGUAAUGGUGUGCUUGCAAAGUAUAAUCCUGAAGGGAAACAAGACAUUCUUAAACAAACAAUAGAUUUUGAAGGUUUCAAGCUAUUUAUGAAGACAUUCCUGGAAGCCGAGCUUCCUGAUGAUUUCACAACACACCUUUUCAUGUCAUUUAGCAACAAGUUUCCUCAUUCUAGUCCAAUGGUAAAAAGUAAGCCUGCUCUCCUCUCAGGUGGUCUGAGAAUGAAUAAAGGUGGCAUCACCUCUCCCCGCACUUCUCCAGCAAAUACGUGUUCCCCAGAAGUAAUCCACCUGAAGGAUAUUGUCUGUUACCUGUCUCUCCUUGAAAGAGGAAGACCUGAGGAUAAACUGGAGUUUAUGUUUCGCCUCUAUGACACGGAUGGAAAUGGCUUCCUGGACAGCUCGGAACUAGAAAAUAUCAUCAGUCAGAUGAUGCAUGUGGCAGAGUACCUUGAAUGGGACGUCACUGAACUUAAUCCAAUCCUUCAUGAAAUGAUGGAAGAAAUUGACUAUGAUCAUGAUGGAACAGUCUCUCUGGAGGAAUGGAUUCAAGGAGGCAUGACAACAAUUCCACUUCUUGUGCUCCUGGGCUUAGAAAAUAAUGUGAAGGAUGACGGACAGCAUGUGUGGCGACUCAAGCACUUUAACAAACCUGCCUACUGCAAUCUUUGCUUGAACAUGCUGAUCGGCGUGGGGAAGCAGGGCCUCUGCUGCUCCUUUUGCAAGUACACAGUACAUGAGCGCUGCGUGGCUAGAGCACCUCCUUCUUGCAUCAAGACUUACGUAAAGUCCAAGAAGAACACUGAUGUGAUGCAUCAUUACUGGGUUGAAGGCAACUGCCCAACCAAGUGUGAUAAGUGCCACAAAACGGUUAAAUGUUACCAGGGCUUGACAGGACUGCAUUGUGUUUGGUGUCAGAUCACACUGCAUAAUAAAUGUGCUUCUCAUCUGAAACCUGAAUGUGACUGCGGACCUUUGAAGGACCAUAUUUUACCACCUACAACAAUUUGUCCAGUGGUACUGCAGACUCUGCCCACUUCAGGAGUUUCAGUCCCUGAGGAAAGACAAGCAACAGUGAAAAAGGAAAAGGGUGGUUCCCAGCAGCCAAAUAAAGUGAUUGACAAGAACAAAAUGCAAAGAGCCAACUCCGUUACUGUGGAUGGACAAGGCCUACAGAUCACUCCUGUUCCUGGUACUCAUCCACUUUUAGUUUUUGUGAACCCCAAAAGUGGUGGGAAGCAAGGAGAACGAAUUUACAGAAAAUUCCAAUAUCUACUAAAUCCUCGUCAAGUUUACAGUCUUGCUGGAAAUGGACCAAUGCCAGGGUUAAGCUUUUUCCGUGAUGUUCCUGAUUUCAGAGUGUUAGCCUGCGGUGGAGAUGGAACUGUGGGGUGGAUUUUGGACUGCAUAGAAAAGGCAAAUGUAGUCAAGCAUCCUCCAGUGGCUAUUCUGCCUCUCGGGACCGGCAAUGAUCUUGCAAGAUGCCUGCGAUGGGGAGGAGGUUAUGAAGGUGAGAAUCUGAUGAAAAUCUUAAAAGACAUUGAAAACAGCACAGAAAUCAUGUUGGACAGGUGGAAGUUUGAAGUCAUACCUAAUGACAAAGAUGAGAAGGGAGACCCAGUGCCUUACAGUAUCAUCAAUAAUUACUUUUCCAUUGGCGUGCAAAACACCUCUUCUAAUGGGUAA